Molecule: messenger RNA, 1660 nt
Organism: Danaus plexippus (monarch butterfly)
Lineage: Eukaryota; Metazoa; Arthropoda; Insecta; Lepidoptera; Nymphalidae
Product: 3-oxoacyl-[acyl-carrier-protein] reductase FabG-like
Exons: 1
Coding region: 44-826 (260 amino acids)
Molecular function (GO): oxidoreductase activity
Source: RefSeq, a predicted model, not a curated record
UAUUUGUUCUAAUAGCGAUAACGAUUUGUUACCACUGCAAAAAAUGAAUUUUAAAAGUAAAGUCGUUGUCAUAACGGGAGCUGCCUCUGGUAUAGGAAAGGAAAUUGCUAUUAAGUUUGCUAAAUUAUCUUCUAAUUUAUCAUUACUAGAUAUCGACUUAGAAAAUUUGAAGUCAGUCGCAGAAGAGUGUCGUAAUUUGAGUGAAUCUAAAGUAUUUCCAUUGGUUGCAGAUUUAGGAAAGAGUGAUAAUGUGAAAACUGUCGUUGAUUUAAUAAAACAAGAGUUUGGGAAGAUUGAUGUACUUGUGAAUAGUGCUGGCAUUGCUCGUAUCGGUGAUAUAAAAUGUGCUGAUUUAUUGAAGGACGUUGACAAUGUCCUUAAUAUUAAUCUGAUUUCUGGUAUAACUCUUACACAUUAUGCUGCAGAGGCUUUAAUAGAAAGCAAAGGAUGUAUUAUUAAUAUAGCAAGUAUAAUGGCAGCGAAAGCAGGUAUAGGUUCACUAGCGUACAAUGUAUCGAAGGCUGCAGUGUUACAAUUUACAAAAUGUGUGGCCUUGGAGCUGGCUGAUAGCGGAGUUCGUGUGAAUUGUAUAUCCCCAGGAUCAGUGAAGACUAAUGUUUUGAAUAAUGUGCUACCACCUUCGGAAGACUUUAAUAAGUUUUGGGAUGAUUUAAUUGAGGACCAUCCAAUGCGGCAGUUAACUACAACCGAAGAUAUCGCACACAUGGCAGUGUUUUUGGCAAGUGACAAAGCAAAAAGCAUCACUGGCUGUGAUUAUAUUGUAGAUUCCGGAAAAACAUUAACCAGAUUUGACCAUAAAUAUUAAUUUAACUUGUUUCAGUAACUUAUAACUGCUACCUUAAUUUUGAAACAGUUUCUAAUUCGCAUUAAUAACUGUUUUUUGUUAUACAAACAAAUUAAAUUUAUACUUCUCCUUGUAAUAAAAAGAAGUAAAUAAAGACAUUGUGAUACAUAUAUAUUUCGUAACCUUUAAAUGUUUUAUUCACCCAAACACAUAUGUUUCUUAACUCCCUUGAAGUAAUUCGCAAAACAUAAUAUAUCCAGGAUAGAAGGCAGUUUCUUAGCUGAAAUAAGCCUAGAGUAUGUUAAACAUUCACAAGAGUUUAGAUGACACAAAGCAGAAAAGGAGCUCAGUAUUAUAUAUCAUGAAUUUUGAGGUAUUGCAAAAAAAAAAAAAGGAUACAUGUUGUUGCGGUGUAACAAUUAACCCAACUAAUAGAAAUAAAAAAUUCUAUAAUGUUUUUUUAAUGUAGAAAAUAUUAAUUUACUAUUGAUUUAACAAAAAUAAGCCAUUUUUUCUUUGUUAUAUCCUGUGGCGUGUUAAAUUAUGUUCAAAUUAAACCCCAAAAAUGAUCCUUUUAAAAUAUUCUUUCUAAUUUUAAUUGUUUGCUUGUUAAAUUUUUUUCUGUUUGCGUAGUAUGAAACCUAGUUAGUUUGAAUUUCUUUAUAUAUAUAUGUAUAUAAUUAUCGAGUGAAGCGUCUGUACUAGCGAAUCAGGUCAUUCUUUCACGGAAAUGAUCUUGGCAGCUGAAUGUCCUAUCGAGUCGAGCUGAAUGUCCUAUCCUUAAUAUUUUUGAUAUAAAAUGUAAGACAUAAAAACAAACAAACUUUUAAAUUAUUCAGUCAAAUCCUUGUUAGC